Messenger RNA from Manihot esculenta (cassava), 1115 nucleotides. RefSeq lists its product as uncharacterized. Bases 419 to 919 code for a protein of 166 amino acids. The transcript has 5 exons. NCBI's taxonomy places the organism in Eukaryota, Viridiplantae, Streptophyta, Magnoliopsida, Malpighiales, Euphorbiaceae. The record is from RefSeq and is a predicted model, not a curated record.
ACUAUGUUAGUGCAUUCUGUUUGAUUCUGGAGAAGGAAGUCUUGAUUUUGCCUUUAUCAACAGAAGAUUGAAAGCCUAUAAUUCUUUUUUGUUCUACUUUGCUCGCCGGAGCUUUUUGGUUCUGGAUCACUAAAACAGAAGGAUUGAUUGUGUAGGUUGAGUUUACUUUUUGUUUGGUUUGGAAUCUUUUGUGUUUUUCUUUUUGCUUAAUCUGUAAGCUAGGUUGAGUGGAGUGAACAAAGAAACGUGCUCUGGCGUUUAUUCUUUAUCAUUCAUUCUUUCCUUGAAGUAAUGUCAAUCUUAUACCCUACAGAUAGGAUUAUUCUUUAGCAUAGGUUUCUGUAGCUUUGAGCAGAAAGCUUGCUGUUCAUUUGUAUUGUUUUCUGGUGCUUGUUUCUGGGCUCUCUUGUUUGUAACUAUGGAAUCAUUGAAGAAGAAAUUCAAGGCUCUUUUCAGUAGCAGAGGUUGUUUUGGAUGCUGUGCUAAACCUUCUACAAGUCUUUCUGUUGAUAAUGGUCUGAAAAUUGAAGACCGAACAUCAAAGCAAGACAGGAUUUCAGAUGAUUUUUGGAGCACCAGUGCAGGUGAAAUGGACUGCAGUGGAGUACAAUCCCAAAGAAGUAUUUCGUCAAUCAGCACCUUGAAUCAGCCCUUUGAUCCCUGUAGUAAUGCUGGCAGCACAGGCAAUCCUUCUGAAUUUGUAAAUCAUGGCCUUAUUCUUUGGAAGCAAACAAGGCAGCAAUGGCUUGCAAAUAAGAGGUCUCCAAACAGGAAUCAAGCUCGAGAACCAGCAAUAAGUUGGAAUGCCACUUACGAGAGUUUACUUGGAAUAAACAAGCCCUUCCACCGUCCCAUUCCUCUGCGUGAAAUGGUGGAUUUUCUUGUGGACGUUUGGGAACAGGAGGGUUUCUAUGACUAAUAAUAAAAAGCUGGAAAUUUUACAAGUGCUUUCUCCUUCCUCAAAAGUAUCGCCUGAAGUUUGCAUCAUCCAUUUAUAUACCCUUCUGGAUGGAACAAAUAAUUGUAGCCUGUUUAUUGAUUUUAUGUUUCUCUAUCAAUUAAAUGAACUUUUCAAAGUUAAUAAUUGAAAAUAAUUUUUUUAUUUUUUAAUUAUC